CCCUUCGGACAACGGCCAUGAGUCCGGUGGCCGCAGCCCUCCCCACCGCCCUCCUGCUGCUCACCCUGCCGCCAGGGGUUCGCGGGGGUCCGUGGGCCGCUUGGAUGCCGCCGUCGCUGGCCGGAAUGUCGGGGGGCUGCGUGGCCAUCCCGUGUCGUUUCGGGUACCCCGAAGAACUUCGUCCCAGCGCCGUUCACGGCCUUUGGUAUUUUGGGAGUCCGUACCCCAAAAAUUACCCUCCGGUCGUAGCUCGGUCGCGAGCGGGAGCCGUUCACGAGAGCUUCGCGGGGCGCGCGGAGCUUUCGGGGGACCCCGGGGUGCGCGAUUGUUCCCUUCGCCUCGGACCCCUCAGCCCCGAACUGGCCGGGAAGUAUUAUUUUCGGGGGGAUUUGGGGGGCUACAAUCAAUACAGCUUCUCGGAACACGCCACCCUCCAAGUGCUCGAAGAACCCAUCCUGGAAGUACCUCCUGAAGUCGUUGCCGGUGAAGAAGUAGAACUUCAAUGUCGCGUUCCGGAUAAUUGCCCCGAACUUCGUCCUCGGAUCCGGUGGGAUGGGACCGAGGACCUCUUGGAGGUCACCGAACGUCAACUACGAGAAGAUGAAAGCGGAGCAGCCACCGUUUGGGCUUUCCUGAAGUUCCGAGUCCGACGAGAAGAUGGAGGACGAAGGUUGGAAUGCAGAGUCACCUUCACCAACAGCACUUUGACCUUCCAGACCUCCACCAGCCUCGACGUCCAAUACUCUCCGCAGGUCCUGGAGGUUUCGGGUCCCGGUGAGGUGGUGGAAGGUUCCCCGGUGGAAUUGGGGUGCGAAGCCGAGGGGCGCCCCCCGCCUUUGCUCUCUUGGUUUCGGGGGAGCACCGUUUUACGGGAAGAACCGGUUUCAACCCGUUUACACCUGGAUUUACCCCGGGUCGAACCGGAUCAAGCCGGAACCUACAGCUGCGUCGCCGAGAACCGCCACGGGCGGCACAACCGCACCGUCGAGCUACACGUGGCCUACGCCCCGCGCUCCCCAAUGCUCAACGGGUCGCUGUGGGUGGUGGCCGGGGACCCGGUGUGGGUGACAUGCGGAGCCGCCAGCCACCCAGCACCCAUCGUCUCGGUGACGCGGGGACGUCGGGUGGUGGCCGUGGCCGUCUAUGAACCCCAAGUGACGAUGACUUUGGAAUCCGCCGCCCCGGAGGACGCCGGCGAAUACCUGUGUCGCGCCGAGAACCAGCACGGAGAGAGCAGCCUCCCCUUCAACCUCACUGUAGAGUACCCCCCUCUCCUCCUCUCCGACUCCCGCUGUACCCCUGGAAGCGACGGCGCUCGUUGCGUCUGUUCGGCGUCAGCAGUUCCGGAACCUUCCGUCACCUUCGAACUUCCAUCUCGCAACGUCACCGUUACCGAAGGUCAUCGGGAUGUGACGGUGACAACUCCGGAACGGGGGACAACGUUUGGGGGUGUCACCGUCACCGCUAUCCUCACCCUCAGGGGGACCCUCGACCCCCGUCUCGCCGUCCUCUGCGCCGCCCGCAACCCCCAUGGAAGCGUCCGCCAACAGCUGCGCUUCCAACAUCCCGGGGGUCUCGUUUGGGCCAAAGUGGGUCCCGUUGGGGCCGUCGUGGCCUUCGCCAUCGUCAUCGCCCUCGUCUGUUACCUCAGCCAGAGCCGCCGCAAGAAGGCGACGGGAAGCCCAGAGGUGACCCAGGUGCCACCCCCGGGAGGGGACCCCGAGGGGAACCCCCUGCAGGGACGGGGUCUGCGGGAGGCGCUGCGGCGGUGGGGGCUGGGGGUGGGGGAGGGGCAGGCCCCGCCCCCCUCUGCUGCCCCUCCCCCCGCCAAAGGCCCCCCCGAACCCCCCGAAUACGCCGAGAUCCGGGGCAAGUGACCCCCAUCCCCCACCCCGGCCUGUCAAUCACCGCCCCGAGGCCACGCCCACAGCCAUCAUGGCCACGCCCACCGUCCGUUGACCACGCCUGUAUCCUCAACGACCGCCCGCGGGCAUCCAUAGCCACGCCCACCAACCGCACGGCCACGCCCACCACCCACGUGUCACAUUUGUCGCCCUCUGACCACGCCCACAAUCCACUAGCCACGCCCACAACAUGCUCUAACACCGCCUACCGUUUCUAGGCCACGCCCACCGCCCCAUAGCCACGCCCACUUCCAUCUUACCACGCCCACCCCCGCUGCAUUAACAUGUUAGCCCCGCCUAUUGCCUCAAGGCCACGCCCACCGUCGUGUGACCACGCCCACUCCGAUCUAGCGCUGCUGUCGCUCCGCCCACCACCUCGUGGCUCCGCCCACUGCCCCAUAGCCCCGCCUUAGAGCCUUUCCCUGUUCCUAUAGAGGCUCCCCUGGGUCCUAGAGCCCCCCCCCGCCCCUUUCCUAUAGGGCUCCCCCACUUCCUCCAGGGGCUCUUCAGGGUCCUAGAGCCCCCCCCGUCUCAUUCCUAUAAGGCCUCCUCAGGGUCCUAGAGCCCCCCCUUUCUGUUCCUAUAGGGGCUCUUCAGGGUCGUAGAU
This is a messenger RNA of Cuculus canorus (common cuckoo), 2511 nucleotides long. RefSeq names its product Schwann cell myelin protein-like. The transcript is spliced from 10 exons. The coding region runs from base 18 to 1877 and encodes 619 amino acids. NCBI's taxonomy places the organism in Eukaryota, Metazoa, Chordata, Aves, Cuculiformes, Cuculidae. The record is from RefSeq and is a predicted model, not a curated record.